Messenger RNA from Fusarium falciforme, 1584 nucleotides. RefSeq names its product MFS domain-containing protein. The coding region runs from base 1 to 1584 and encodes 527 amino acids. Gene Ontology annotation, biological process: transmembrane transport; carbohydrate transport. The transcript is spliced from 3 exons. Lineage: Eukaryota; Fungi; Ascomycota; Sordariomycetes; Hypocreales; Nectriaceae. Gene Ontology annotation, molecular function: carbohydrate:proton symporter activity. Gene Ontology annotation, cellular component: membrane. The record is from RefSeq and is a predicted model, not a curated record.
AUGACCAAAGACUAUUUUGCGUCUUUUCCUAAAAUCUACAAUGUCCACUUCAUUGCCAUUAUCGCCACGUGUGGCGGUAUGCUCUUCGGCUUUGAUAUCUCGUCCAUCUCUGCAAUCGUCGUGAGCAAGCAAUACAUCGAAUACUUCCAUAAUCCGGCUGGCGCCCUUCAAGGAGCUAUAGGCUCGGGCAUGUCGGCCGGUUCCGUCGUCGGUUCUGCCCUCUGCGGUGUCAUCUCUGAUAAACUCGGUCGUCGUGAUUCCAUCUUCUUCGCGACCUUCUUCUGGCUUGUUGGUACCGCCGUCCAAGUCGCCACAAACAGCAGCGGUAUGCUCAUUGUUGGCCGUGUGCUCAAUGGGUUCACCGUCGGCAUCACUUCGUCCCAAGUCCCCGUGUAUCUUGCCGAGAUUGCCAAAGCGGAGAGUCGUGGUUCCAUCAUUAUCAUCCAACAGCUGGCCGUCGAGUUUGGCAUCCUGAUCAUGUACUUUCUUGGCUAUGGAUGCACCUUCAUCGAAGGCCCCGCCUCAUUCCGUGCCGCCUGGGCAAUGCAGUUCAUCCCUGCUGUGUUCCUCAUGGCGGGUCUCCCGUUUCUUCCCCACUCACCUCGCUGGCUUGCCAAGGUUGGCCAAGAGAAGGAGGCUGUUAACACCCUAGCUCGGAUCCACGCCAAAGGAGACACCAAUGAUCCUCUUGUUAUCGCCGAGUGGGAAGAGAUUGUCACCACAAUGCAAGCUGAACGAGAAGCUGCUCCGGGCUGGCGCAAGUUCGUCCUCCGGGGCAUGUGGAAGCGAACUCUCGCUGGGUUUUCCGUUCAGGCAUGGCAGCAGCUCGCGGGUGCAAAUACGAUCGUUUACUAUCUUACGUAUAUCGCUCAGAUGGCAGGUUUGACCGGCAACGUCGCUAUGAUCACAUCUGGAAUCCAAUAUGCCAUCUUCAUCGUCUUUACCGGCUUGAUCACGCCGUUCGUCGACAAUUUUGGACGUCGCACACUGCUUAUUUACGGAGCCCUGGGAAUGGGCCUCUGCCACUUUGUUGUUGGAGGUACCAUGGCCACACACUACAUCUCUGUCCCAGAAGGUGUCGGUGACCCCCCGAACCACAACAUCAUCUUCAAGGUCAGCUCAGGCUCCCCGGCCAACGCUGUCAUUGUGUUCUCCUAUUUCCUCAUUGUUGUUUACGCCCUCACUCUUGCACCCGUGUGCUGGAUCUACGCUGCCGAAGUCUGGUCACUGGGAACCCGAGCAACGGGCAUGGGUAUCGCUGCUCUGGGUAACUGGCUCUUCAACUUCGCCCUAAACAUGUUCCUCCCACCGGCAUUCAUCAACAUCAAGUGGCGCAUCUUCAUCGUCUUUGGCGUCCUUUGCGUGGGUGCCGCCGGGUGGUUCUUCCUCCUCUAUCCCGAAACCUGCGGCAAGACCAUUGAAGAAAUCGAGAUCAUGUUUAGUAAGGAUGGCCCUCGCCCCUGGCAGACUCGAAAGGGCGAAUCGCGUCUUCACAAGGAAGUUGAAGCUAUCAGGAACAGGAAGAAUCAGGGUGGCGAUGGUGUGAUGGGUGGUGAUGAGGCCGACGUCGCGGAAAAGGCCUAG